CCCAGUUAAAUCCCACAAGAGUAGGGUUUGGAGAGGGUGUGUGUACGCAGACCUUGCCCCUACUCGAAAGUAGAGAGGCUGUUUCCAAAGAGACCCCCGGCUCAACGUCGAAAGUUGCAUUGCUUGACUAACUGCUACUUCAUUAAUUAAAGAAGCGCAGACAGUUUAGAGAUCCAUUUUGAUUUAUUCCAUCACACCCCAAAGCCAAAAAAUGGUGAAAUUUUGGCUCCAUCAGAGAUGAUGGAAAGGAUGGGAGAAGCUAGCUAGGGAUAUAUGGGCAAGAUGGGAGUAGAUGCUCUGAUGCUAGUUUGCAUACUUGUGGGUGCCUCCGCCGCCGUGCCGGUGCUGUCCGGGGUCACUUUCGGGCCGGGCGGGGUAGAUCGGUGGUUUGAAAACCUUCCAAAAGCGAAACAAAAGAUAACCAAACUGCACUUCUACUACCACGACAUCGUCACCGGAAACAAGCCAACAGCGUACCAAAUUGCCGAGUCGAAUUUCACCGGCAAAUCCACCACCCGGUUCGGAGCCCUCUCUGUGAUGGACGAUUUGCUGACUGAGACCCCGGAUCCUCGUUCGAAGGUGGUCGGUCGAGGUCAGGGAACCUAUGGGUUCACUGGAGUCGACGAGGUCAGCCUUCUCAUGGUUCUUAACUUCUUUUUCACGGGCGGCGGAGAGUACAACGGCAGCACUCUUAGCAUUCUCGGCCGGAACGCCUAUUACAAUGAAUACCGUGAGAUGCCCAUCGUCGGGGGCACUGGCGUUUUCCGGCUGGCAAGUGGCAUCGCCACCGCGCAGACUAAUUAUUUCAAUCUCACGUCAGAUAACGCCAUUGUUGAGUACAAUCUCGUGGUGUUGCAUUAUGAUUACGAAUAGUGUAAACUCUGUUGCAUCACUUGCUUUCUAAUUUCCCAAUAACUUCAAUUCCUAUAUUUCAAUAACGAGUUAUGCUUUCUAAUUUCCCAAUAACUUUAAUUCCGUGAGAAUGAGGUUAAUUAAGGUCUAUUCAACUU
This is a messenger RNA of Cuscuta campestris, 1010 nucleotides long. The record is from the annotation of a GenBank genome assembly. Lineage: Eukaryota; Viridiplantae; Streptophyta; Magnoliopsida; Solanales; Convolvulaceae.